Molecule: messenger RNA, 2666 nt
Organism: Nematolebias whitei (Rio pearlfish)
Lineage: Eukaryota; Metazoa; Chordata; Actinopteri; Cyprinodontiformes; Rivulidae
Gene: larp6a
Product: La ribonucleoprotein 6, translational regulator a
Exons: 3
Coding region: 99-2204 (701 amino acids)
Biological process (GO): RNA processing
Cellular component (GO): nucleus
Molecular function (GO): mRNA binding
Source: RefSeq, a predicted model, not a curated record
GAAUCUGCUCCCCUACUUACACAGGCAGAAAGGGCCACGCGUGUCUUCACAAACACAGACACUCCGUGCGUGCGCUGACAGCCAAACCCCGCAGAAACAUGCACGCUCUAGUGAACGCCUUCAUGCGCUGUCUCUCCUUCCUCCUGCCUCCUCCUUGGCUCUGUGUCAGCGUCUGCCUGUGGGUUGGGAAGGACUGUGAGGACGCGCUGCGGCGGCCCAAUCCCCGAGCUCGUUUCAGAAGCGCAAAGCUUCUUACAUAUGAGGAAGUUGCAGCAGUCGGAGCAGCGGCUGUAGCGGAAGCACAGGGAGGCAGCUCCUCGCGCUCACCAGCUCCAGGCUGCGUCUCGCCGGCCGCUCCAAGCCCCGCCGCUCCUCAGGGCCCUCCGCAGGCUCGGAUCUGGACCGGGGCUCUCUGGCGAGCCGUGGAGCGCGUCCUCGGAGCCCCCUGGGUCCUGUUCCUUGGUCGCUGGAGUCCGAGGAAGCGUCGAGUAGCUGUGCGCGCCCCGUGUCCUCCUCCUCCUCCUCCUGUCUGUGUGCUCGAACCGAGCCAGAUUAUUCCGAGCUUCACCCAGGGAGGAGGCGCCGCUGUCACCUCGGACUGGGAGGCACCAGGUGGGGCCACCUUGACUCGCUCCAGACACGCGAUCGUGAUGAGUGGCUCCGUGGGGAUCCCCGGCGCCCACUCGGCGGAAUGCGCCUCAGGUGAGUCCGUGGAGCAGCAGCGGGGCGUGGAUGAGGUCAUCACCGUGGACCAGCUCUCCCAGGAGAUGGGCACGGUGACGAUCACCGUGGCCAUCCAGGCGGCGGAGGACGAGGAGCCGGAGGAGGAGUCCUCCAACAACAACGUGGACUGUCUCCGAGGCAGCUGCAGCGAGGACGAGGCCGGGAGACAUGACAAAUCAAGUGGUGCAGGCACCAGUGGAGGAGAGCUGGAGGAGGAGGAGAGCUGGCAGCCCCCAGAUCCAGAGCUCAUCCAAAAGCUGGUGGCUCAGAUCGAGUUCUACCUAUCUGAUGAGAACCUGGAGCAUGACGCCUUCCUGCUUAAACACGUCCGACGCAACAAACUCGGGUUUGUUAGCGUCAAGCUGCUCACCUCAUUCAAAAAGGUUAAACACUUGACUCGUGAUUGGAGAACAACUGCCUAUGCUCUGAAGCACUCCAAGAUACUCGAGCUGAAUGACGAAGGGCGUAAGGUGCGACGCAAAUCUGCAGUGCCGGUCUUUGCCAGUGAGUCGUUGCCCAGCCGGAUGCUGCUGCUGAGUGACUUGCAGAAAUGGCCUGAACUGGCUGUUCUCACCAAGGAUAAUGGGAGCUGUGAGGGUGGAGCCACUCAGCAGGAGCAGCUGAUGAAGCUGCUGCUGAAGGCGUUCGGGACCUACGGUGCCAUUUCUUCUGUCAGAGUCUUGAAGCCGGGGAAGGACCUACCGGCUGACCUGAAGAGACUGAGUGGGCGCUACACCCAGCUAGGCACAGAAGAGUGCGCCAUUGUGGAGUUCGAGGAGGUGGAGGCUGCCGUUAAAGCCAAUGAAGCGGUGGGAAGUGAGGACGGCGGAAGCGGUUCACUGGGGUUGAAAGUGGUUCUUAUUGGAACCAAGCCACCUAAAAAGAAGGUGUCCAAAGAACGACCUCGCGAGGAGGGUGGGAUGCGCAAAAGCCGCUCUCUGAACAGCAGAGUACGAGAGCUUCAGUACCACGGGGAGGACUCGGCCUGCAGUUCCUCAGACACAGAGAGCACCCCAACCUCACCCAGACUGGCAAGAAAGUCCCAAUCCUGCAACAAGCUAAGCCCCACCACUGCUGGCAUCAGCUUCCAGAACAAUCAUCUAAGUCCUGGUAUAUCUCCACGUAACAGCCCCUGGUCGAGUCCCCGUGCCAGCCCGUGUCCUCAGCGUAAAUCCCAUCAUGCCAACAAGUCUCCAUUGGUGAGCGAGGGCAGGCUGAGCCCUGAGGCAGGGCGCCGCUGGGCAGACUACUCCUCAGACAGCAGCCUCACGCCUUCUGGGAGCCCAUGGGUUCAGCGGCGAAAGCAGGUGGCCUCUCAAGAGAGCAGUCCAGUCGGCAGCCCCAUGCUGGGCAGGAAGAUCCAGAAUGCAGAUGGUCUCCCGCCAGGAGUCAUGAGGUUGCCAAGGGGUCCUGAUGGUACUCGCGGCUUUCAUGGAGUCACUUUCGUUGAGCGAGGAAAGAGUGCCGCUACUCAGACUUGAUCUGUGCAACGCAAGUUUCCUCUACCCCCAGAAAGAAAAAUGAUCCGUUGGCAACUUGUUGCUCUCCCCUUCCUUCUGCAUUUGAGACUGUGUAUAUAUAUUUUUGUUGUGCGUCGGUUUUCAGUCUUUUGUUAUAUUUUUAUACGACAUUUUGCGUUACUAUGGUAACAUUAUGAGAUUUACCAGUGGAGAAGUUUAAGUGAAUGUAAACUGAUAUGGUUUUGAGAGAACUACCAUCCAUCGCUGAAAUGGACCAUGUUGCCUAUUUUCCCUCUACGCUUUUUCUACUUGAGAUGAGCUAGAGAGAAUUCAAAUUUAUGUUAAGUCUUGUCUACAAUGUGAAAUCUAAAAACCCGUUUGUGGAUGGUCUGAUGUUUAAGCGGUAUAGGCACAUGGAUUUGAUGUCACCAUACGCCUUUUUUUUUUGUAUUUGUCAAACCGUUCACACGCUAUUUAAACCGA